Glarea lozoyensis ATCC 20868 is the source of this 1569-nucleotide messenger RNA. RefSeq lists its product as uncharacterized. NCBI's taxonomy places the organism in Eukaryota, Fungi, Ascomycota, Leotiomycetes, Helotiales, Helotiaceae. The record is from RefSeq and is a predicted model, not a curated record. Bases 1 to 1569 code for a protein of 522 amino acids. The transcript has 4 exons.
AUGGUCCGCUUAGAUUCUCUGACAGCUUUGGCACUGGGCAGAGGACCUUACGAGGAUGAAGUCAUCCGCAGUGAUGAUAAUCCUUCAUCUUCGUCGACUGGUCAGCAGUACAACGAACAUGGCCAUCCGCGCAACCCAGAAACCAAACGUCGGGAACGAGAACACGUGAGAGCUGCCAAUGAAGUGAUGCAAGUCACUGGUGUUGUUGAAGAUUCCUUGGCCGCAAAGGUCAAGGCGGCUGAGUACCAAGCAGAGAAGAAUGAGGAAACAUUAAGUGGCAUCCGUGCGAUGGAGUAUGGGCGAGCUGUGUUGGUCGGUGGGAUAUGGGGUGUCCUUGGACUUCGACGACGAAUUUUGAUUUAUCGAUCUUAUGCAGACACCGGACUUUUGGAGAUUAUCAGGCGUGAGAGCCGAGAAACAAGUGCUUUGCAGGUUAUUACUUCAGGACUACCUGCUGUUCUUGCAUAUCACCUAGCUGAUUGGAUCCAUUUCUUUGGAGAAAAUGUCACAGAAGCUAUAUGGGAUGAAGAGGAUGAGAAUGGGAACGCGAUUGUUUUGCCGCCUGCUCAAUUACGAUGGAAGUAUUCGAUUCAGCAUAUCUUGAACGUUGGGUUCGGAUUUAUCACCUUGCAUUUCCGUCUCUUCGCCAUUCUUCAACAGUUACACCUCAUCCCCGGAUCCCAGCUCAUGCCUACUGCACGAUCGUUCAUUCCGUUCUCCGCGCACUCUCCCAUCCAAGCGCCUCCAUUUCCUUUACCAAUCGGGGCCAGUUCGCUUGCAUCGUGGUCGUUGGUAGCAGCGAAAUCACUCAUCCCACUGCUUGUUAUUUCAGGUAAUGGAUGGAUAAAACAUAUCGUAGCAAGGAAUCUGUAUCAGCCAAUUUAUCUAAAUCUACCCCGGCCAAUCGGAGAGAGUAUCUUUGCAGGAAUGUCAAUAUCUCCUUCGGCAGAGUUCGACACACCAGAUCGCCACCAGCAGGAUCGAAAUAAUGUUCAAGACGAGCCGACUCUUCGUGCGUUAGAAGGCCUUCCUGUGCUUGAGCGAAUGGAAACCACUAGGCCGACCGAGCGAGAAAAUGAAUCUGGACCUGAAGAUGAGAGAGAGCCAGCUGCAACAUUAAUCAGCCUUGAAGUCGAUGCAACUGAGCUUGACUCUACCCCAGGACCGCAAGGCAGUUGGUCAGCGGAAUUACGUGCAGCAAACGAACCUAAACAAUCCAACGAGACUCGGUACCGAGUUACCGGACUGACUCUGCUUCCCGCCAUCAUGGCAACUGAGGGUAUUAGGGAGGUUGUGGCAGGGCUUAUUGUCAUGCCAGUAGAAGCUCUUGUUAUGAGGGUGAUCGGUCGCGCAUAUCGACACAGCGCAGGGGCUCCUACGGCGGACAUGUACACAUUAACUUCAACCAUAAGGGAUCUAGGACUUCGCGGUACCGGGAACAUUGUAUCCGCCCUCGUACUGCAGCUAGGAAUUACAGGCUUGGUAUGGGCUGGUUUUACAAUUGUUUCUCAACGACUGCUAUCCAAAAAGAAGACGGACAGCCCAAGAAACACAAUGGUUGUCAGGUGA